Molecule: messenger RNA, 3235 nt
Organism: Cyclopterus lumpus (lumpfish)
Lineage: Eukaryota; Metazoa; Chordata; Actinopteri; Perciformes; Cyclopteridae
Product: N-chimaerin-like
Exons: 7
Coding region: 717-1733 (338 amino acids)
Biological process (GO): positive regulation of GTPase activity; signal transduction
Molecular function (GO): GTPase activator activity
Source: RefSeq, a predicted model, not a curated record
GUGUGUGUGUGUGUGUGUGUGUGUGUGUGUGUGUGAGAGAGACGCGUCGGUUAAUCGGGUUCUUUGUUAUCCAGCCUCCUGCCCGCCAUCCCAUAUCGACGUGUAAAAUAUAGUUUGUUGGCGGUCCAAACAUCAAAUGACAGAAGGAGUAAAGAAAGCAAGCUCAUUGUUUCUCUCCGUGGGACAAACAACAACAAUCUCUGCAUUGUGAUUGGCUCGUUCUCCUCCCGGUCCGACCUUUCAAAUUCACCCAUAGCUCGCCCCUCCCCCUCCUCUCCUUUCUCGCUCCGCCUCUAACGCCUCCCUCCUCCACUCGGGAAGGGAAAGAGGAUGAACACACACACACACACACACACACCGAGCCAUGUGGGCUGAAGCGCUCGCCUCCAUCAGUCUGUCUUGGAGACGCAUUUCUAAAAGAAAGAAACUUUCCUUUUCUUUUUGUAUGAAGUGGCGCUGCAGCCGCGUCAGCGCUCACCUGAUUGGCUGCUCUUUGGGCUGAGCCGGCAGCAUCGCUCCUGUUUGGCUCCUCGGCCGGGAUGUCGUGGUCGGACGGAGCUCUUCAGAGGAUUUGAGUCUGGUGUUGAUGGUUUCUCAUUUUAAAUACGCUCUUUGGUGUCAUGUCCCCCGGCAGUGUGAUUCUGUAUUCAUGAGUUGGAUCUGAUUUUUAAACCUCCGGUGUGAGUUAAAUUCACACCAGAUCUACAACUCCCACAAUGCCGAGCAGAGAGCCGUACGUGGUGAGAAGAGCCGAGAAGCAGGCGGGUCAGAAGGGCUCUUUGUUUGCCGGUUCGAUUCCCUCCCUGCCGGUCUCCGGCGGCACCGACCGGCCGGCCCCCUCCAAACCCGCCUCCCCCGCUUCCACCUUCUGGCGACCAAUCAGAUCGUUUGCCCUUUCGCAGCUCACAUCGCUGGUGCGGCGGGCCACCCUGAGGGAGAGCGACCUGGCACCCAAGUACGAGAAGGUCCACAACUUCAAGGUGCAUACGUUCAGAGGCCCCCACUGGUGUGAGUACUGCGCCAACUUCAUGUGGGGUCUCAUCGCUCAGGGGGUGAAGUGUGCAGACUGCGGCCUGAACGUCCACAAGCAGUGCUCCAAAGUGGUGCCCAACGACUGCCAGCCGGACCUGCGGCACGUCAAGAAGGUGUACAGCUGCGACCUGACCACGCUGGUGAAGGCCCACAACGCCAAGAGGCCCAUGGUGGUCGACAUGUGCAUACAGGAGAUCGAGGCUCGGGGUCUCCAGUCAGAGGGUUUGUACCGGAUCUCCGGCUUCAGUGAGCUGAUUGAAGAUGUCAAGCUGGCCUUCGACAGAGACGGCGAGAAGGCGGACAUUUCCUCAACCGCGUACGAGGACCUCAACAUCAUCACCGGAGCCCUCAAGCUCUACUUCAGGGAGCUGCCGAUUCCCCUCAUCACAUACGACGCCUACCCGCGCUUCAUCGAAACAGGAAAGAUCGCGGACGCAGAGAAGCGCCUGGAGUCUCUCCACGAGGCCUUGAAGCUGCUGCCGCCGGCUCACUGCGAGACGCUGCGGUGCCUCAUGGCUCACCUCAAGAGGGUCACCGAGUACGAGAAGGAGAACCUCAUGUCCAGCGAGAACCUGGGUAUCGUCUUCGGCCCGACGCUGAUGAGGGCCCCCGGGCUGGACGCCAUGACGGCGCUCAACGACAUCCGAUACCAGAGGCUCGUGGUGGAAACGCUCAUUACCAACGAAGAUGUGUUGUUCUGAGAGGAGGCGAGGGCAGAGGAAAGGAAUCUUCCAACGAGGAGAGGACGGACGGGUCGGGACGUCGCCCUGUGAAAAGAUGGAAGGACUUUUUACAGGAAGUUGUGUGUGUGGCGUGGAAGGCGGGACCAAUGAAGGAAGCGACUGUUUGCAAUGAAGGAAAUUAUUUUAAGGAUGCAGAUUUUAAGUUAAAUAGUCAAUUUAAGGACAAUUUUUCCAGCCUCACAAGAUAGAAAUAAACAAAUAUUAUCUGGGAGAAAGGACAAAUAUGUUCUUUAUUGGUUAUAAGCGACUGUGUCUGUGGGGGGGGGACACUGGGAUGCAUCUUUGUGUUGGAACAAGCUCAUAAACAAGUGUCACCUGGUCUGUUUCUGAGUGAAUGUCCUCAUCCAUCAUGUCCUCCAGCUGCAGGAAGAGGUCAGUCUGCUCUGACUUCCUCCCAGCAGACCGCUGGACGGAUGAAUGGAAGGAAAAAGGGAACAACUCGCCCUCGUUCCUCUGAAGAGACGUUGGACCUCUUCGUGUUUAUCAUUCGUACGUUUUUAGUUGCUAAAAAAACAAACGACCCUAUUUUUUUGUGCCAUAUGAUCAGCGGUUUGUUUGCGAGUUGUUGCUGUAGAAUUACAAACCAUCUGAUGGGGCUGGAUAUUAAAUAACUUCUUUUUUAGAGGUGAAAUAUAUUAAAUUGUGCGUCACGCAGCCCAUUUAAAGGGAAGCUUUGGGAUCUGCUUUUCUCCAUCGGCAGAUGUAAUAACCAUAACGAUUUGUCAUUUUGCAUAAAGUAGUAUCGUCAUUAAGCACUCAUUUAAAUUCUUGAUCGCUGUCCUGAAUGCCGUUCAAACGGAUUGACGUAAUUGUUUUGACUUUAUUGACCCGAGUGGAUUUUUUUGGAUUAUUUUGAAUUUGUUUAGCCCCAGAAAAUUAAAGCAAAGAAGCUCAAUAAUAAGAAAUGUUAAUAACUCUGUAUCCGUGUUUGACAACGAGGUCAUAAGAGUGAUACGACUGUGAAAUGGUGAGAAAUAAUAUUGCGUAAAAAAGUAACGGCCGGUUUGGAUCAUUUUUAUUUCACACUCUGGCUAAAAAAAGAUUUUCCCUAAAUACACGUUUUUGUAAUAAAUUUGCCGUACAGAUGUUUCUUCUGGAUAUGUGAAGAAGAGCUCCGGGUUAAACGAAGCUCGGCUGUAAUGCGUUGCUGUGACGAGAUGAACGCAGUAUUCCAUGUGGAAUGAUGUUGCUCCUCACCUGGAACAUGAAGGAGUGUUUAUCUUUCAACUCGUGCCAUUUGAAAAGAGGUGGAAGGUGUUCUGCAUGUUUUAUUGUUUCUAAGAAAUCCUGAUUUGGGUUUUUUGACUGUUUUAUAUUGUGUACUAACUUCCUUCAGCCGACCCCAAUGAUAACAUUUGUUUUUUGGCAUUAUGAAACGUCUUUGUUUUCUUUUUUACUGUCAUUAAUGUAAAGUAUUUUCUAUAUGGUUUCUGCAUGAUGAAAUUAAAUUAUUAAAUAUG